Messenger RNA from Heterobasidion irregulare TC 32-1, 882 nucleotides. RefSeq lists its product as uncharacterized. The transcript is spliced from 2 exons. Bases 1 to 882 code for a protein of 293 amino acids. The record is from RefSeq and is a predicted model, not a curated record. Lineage: Eukaryota; Fungi; Basidiomycota; Agaricomycetes; Russulales; Bondarzewiaceae.
AUGGACUCCAUCGCACAGGUUCAGGAAUUCGCCUCACAAUUACAAGCCAUACUGACAAUUUUGAGACCUCUUGCCGACCUGCCCGACAGACUAGACCAAAUGACCACCGAUCUCGCUAGUCUGACUGCUAAGGUUGCCAAAUUGUCAGCGGCGUCAACGUCCUCAAAAGCGAUCAAACCUCCUCCACCCAUAACGCUAUCGCGACAUCGCUAUGAUCCUACAACGUGUGGCUCACCGCCUCGCUCAGACAUAGGACCGUUCGACCCUAUGACAGGUUUCCCACGUAGGCGUCCUCUCAAACGCGAAGGAGCGUUCGUCCUCAACUCUGUUGCUGCCACGAUCAUACAGGCCAAAUCUGUGGACCCACCCACCGUUUCUUCUCGUACCGAUCCUCUUUCUGCAGGACAUCUUUCCAUUAUCCCCAUGCGCCACUCCACCCCUGGACCUUCUUGCUCUGCCCCGGCUCCUGGCUCCCCUCUUGCACCAGUCCCUUCUUCUUCCUCCAAGCUCAAGCACUCUAAGCAUUCUAAUGCUACCUCUCACGGAGCCUUUGCUUCCGGAUCGACCGCCACUCUAACCCUUGGCACACUAGCAACCGGUUCAGACUCUGAGACAAUUGCAUCGGUCUGUGAUGCUCACAAUGAGGUGGACACAAUGCCGACGGCCAAGGGAAAAGGCAAGAGGCGUGCUCGGGAUAGAGAUGAUAACAAUGCAACGGUAUCCAGCGGCCCGUGUGGGGGUCAUGCUAGUGCAGAAGAUGACGACACGAGUCCGACGAAGAAGCGAAAAUUACUCGAGGAGAAGGCUGCCAAGCAGUCUGGGAAGAAACCUACCCGCUACAAUACUAGAGCGUCAUCGCGAGUCGAUCGAGGUCUCUCUUGA